Vidua chalybeata is the source of this 3298-nucleotide messenger RNA. RefSeq names its product protein phosphatase 1 regulatory subunit 10 (gene PPP1R10). Gene Ontology annotation, molecular function: metal ion binding. NCBI's taxonomy places the organism in Eukaryota, Metazoa, Chordata, Aves, Passeriformes, Viduidae. Gene Ontology annotation, cellular component: nucleus. The record is from RefSeq and is a predicted model, not a curated record.
CGAGGCGCGGGGCGUGGCCCGGUAUAAAAAGCCGCGCCCGGCGCUGAGGCCGCCAUUCUGAGGGCUGGUGGAGGUUUGGUUGGUCUUGAGAGACGCCGUCGCCUUUACCACGAGAGAAAAACCAAUACAAAACAAUACAAAAUACAAUACAAAACGCGAACAAAACAACAAAAAAUAUAUAUACAACAAAGAGGGGAAGGAAAAAAACAGGUUUUCUGUCCCCCUUUGCCGUGAAGAGCCGCCGCAGCCUCUCCGUCCUUUGGACCGUCCUUGGAAGCCGUUCCAAACCCGAAGGAAACUGCCAUUUAAAAAACAUAUUUCCCUCUUCUUUCCCCCAAAAAACAAAGGCAAAACCCACUUUUUUUUUUCGAGCAAAAAAAAAAAAAAAAAAAAAAAAAGCAACUUUUUUUUUUUAAAUACUAUUUUUUUUUUUUUGGUUUGUAGCUCGACCAGUUUAGCUCGAUCCACUCCUUUAGGGCUUUAAAAACCAAACAAAACCCAAGGAAAAAAAAAAAAAAACUUUAAAAAAAACCAACAAAAUAACCGUCAAGCUGCAAAAAAAAAGUUGCUGCGUUUUUUUAAAAGCCAUGAUUAAAAUCAAACGAAUUUUUUGGCUCUAACGCCACCUCCAAAUGCCAAAAUCCAAACCUUGAAGCGCUGUCGGCUGAGAAAAAAAAUUGGAUAGCUGUUCCUGCCAUGGGCUCCGGCCCCAUCGACCCCAAGGAGCUCCUCAAGGGCCUCGAUUGUUUCCUGGGCCGGGAUGGGGAGGUCAAAACCAUGGAUGGCAUCUCCAAAAUAUUCAGCCUCAUGAAGGACUCCCAGAAGAUGGUGAGUCGCUGCAUUUACCUGAACAUCCUCCUGCAGACCCGGGCCCAGGACAUCCUGGCCAAGUUCAUCCGGAUCGGGGGCUACAAGCUGCUCAACACGUGGCUGACGGGCUCCAAGGCCGCCAACAACGUUCCCUUCCUGCAGCAGCUGCUGCUCACCCUGCAGCACCUCCCGCUCACCGUCGACCACCUCAAGCAGAACAACACGGCCAAGCUGGUGAAGCAGCUCAGCAAGUCCAGCGACGAUGAGGAGCUCCGCCGCCUGGCCUCCAUCCUGGUCAGCGACUGGAUGGGGGUGAUCCGCUCCCAGAGCAGCUCCCAACCCACAGAACGGGACAAAAAGAAGAGGAAAGAGGAAAACAAAAGCAAAACCCCAGUCCCGGAGAAGCCCCAGGAGACCAAAAACGAGGCCAAAAGUGAGGAAAUUCCCGAAAAAAAACGGGAAAAACCCAAAUCCCUGCGGACCACGGCCCCCAGCCACGCCAAGUUCCGCUCCACAGGGCUGGAGCUGGAGACGCCGUCGCUGGCGCCGGUGAAGAAACUGAACUCGGCCUCGUCCGACAAAUACAGCCUGAAACCCGUCCCGGUCAAGAGGCAGAGCGCCCCGACAGCCCCCGGGGAGGCUCCGCUGGCAGAGAAGAAAUACAAACCCCUAAACACGGCCCCAAACGCGGCCAAGGAGAUCAAAGUGAAGAUCAUCCCCCCACAGCCCAUGGAAGGCCUCGGGUUCCUGGAUGCCCUGAACUCAGCACCUGUCCCCGGUAUCAAAAUCAAAAAGAAGAAGAAAGUUCUGUCCCCAACAGCAGCCAAGCCCAGCCCCUUCGAGGGGAAGCCGGCGCCGGAGCCCAGCACGGCCAAACCCUCGUCCCCAGAGCCGGCGGCCGCGGAGCCCAUGGACACAGACCGGCCGGGGACGCCGGUGCCGGCCAUCGAGGUGCCCGAGCCCAUGGACACCGGCUCGUCAGAGGCGGGGGGUGACCCCAAGGCCACCGAUGUCCCCUCCGAGGGUGGCCCGGCCCCGCGCAGGCCCCGCAAGAAGAAAUCGGUGUCGUGGCCCGAGGAGGGGCGGCUGCGCGAGUAUUUCUACUUCGAGCUCGACGAGACCGAGCGAGUGAACGUGAACAAGAUCAAGGACUUUGGCGAGGCGGCCAAGCGGGAGAUGCUGAAGGACCGGCACGCCUUCGAGACGGCGCGGCGCCUCAGCCACGACUCCAUGGAGGAGAAGGUGCCCUGGGUCUACCCCAAGGCCCUGGAGCUGCCGGCGCCGCUCGUCAUCCCCGGCAGCGGCAGCCGCGAGCGCUUCACGCAGGCCGAGCGCGUCAAGGGCAUCCUGCAGGAGAUCUUCCUCUCCAAGGAGAGCAUUCCCGACAGCCCCCACGAGCCCGACCCGGAAUCCUACGAGCCGCUCCCACCCAAACUCAUCCCCUUGGACGAGGACUGCUCGGGCGAGGACGGGGCCUAUCCCGAGGGGCUGGAUCCCGGGAAUUCCGCGGCCUCCCCGGAGCCGGGGGCGGGGGCCAAGCUGCCCCCAGUCCUUGCCAACCUCAUGGGCAGCGUCGGGGCGGGCAAGGGCCCCCCAGGACCCCCCCAAAACGCCCCCAUCAACAUGCAGGAGAUCCUCAGCUCCAUCAUGGGCGGCCCCAGCAGCCACAAGGCCGAGGAGCUGCUGAAGCAGCCGGACUACUCGGACAAGAUCAAACACCUGCUGGGCAACCUGGGCAACCAGCCGCCGGGGGGGCCCGGGGGAGUUCCCCACGGGCUGCUGGGCCCCGGCCCCAUGAACGGCUUCCCCCCGCCCAAGAUGCAGCACUUCCCCCCGGGGGGGCCCAUGCCGGGCCCUCACGGCGGCGGCGGCGGCGGCGGGGGGGGGGGGUCCCGGCCUCCCCCCGGGGCUCCGGGGGGUCCCCGCCUGCUGGGCCCCCCCCCCCCUCAGCGCGGCGACUUCUGGGGGGAGGGGCCUGACGGGGGUGGGGGAGGGGGCGGCCUCCGCGGGGGCCCCCCCAAUGGGGGAGGGGGAAUGCGAGGAGGAGGAGGAGGGGGCGGGGGGGGGCCGCCCCCUCCCCCGUUCCACCGCCCCCCUCCCCGCGGGGGUCGCGGCGGCGCCGAGCCCCCCCCGCCCCCCCCUUACCGCUGCCGGGGCGGGGGAGGGGGCCGGAGCGGGGGACCCCCCCCCAAUGGCGGCGGCGGCGGCGGGGGGGGGUCUCGGGGGGGGCCCCCCCCUCCCCACGGCGAGCACGGCAGAGACCACCCCCCCCCCCGGGGCCACGGCGGAGGCCACGGCGGAGACAUGUCGAGCCGCGCCGUGUGCCGCCACUUCAUGCUCAAGGGCAGCUGCAGGUACGAGAACAACUGUGCCUUCUACCACCCCGGCGUCAACGGGCCCCCCCUGCCCUGAAACCCCCCAAAAACACCCCAAAAAAAACCAAAAAAACAAAAAAAAUCCACCCCCCAAAAAAAAAAAAAAAAUCCCA